Molecule: messenger RNA, 1417 nt
Organism: Pyrus x bretschneideri (Chinese white pear)
Lineage: Eukaryota; Viridiplantae; Streptophyta; Magnoliopsida; Rosales; Rosaceae
Product: 2-oxoglutarate-dependent dioxygenase 19
Exons: 2
Coding region: 129-1190 (353 amino acids)
Source: RefSeq, a predicted model, not a curated record
CCAUUUAUCAUCAAAGCCAUACUCACUCAACAAUCUUCCUAUUUCCUCUCCAUCGAUCGACUUACAUAUUAUUCUUUUCACUUAUCCUCUUCUGAUAUAUAUAUAAUACUCUCUGUCCUUGAAAAGCUAUGGCUCAAGUUGCCGCUCAAACCAUGGAUGUAAAAAGCAUCAAAUCGCUUGCUGAAUCACCUGCUCUCAGUUCUGUUCCUUCUGCUUAUGCCUUCAACAUGAACCCAAAUGACGAAGCAAAUCCAAACGAUCCCGAAUUCGCAAUCCCCAUAGUUGAUAUGUCUCUUCUUACCUCCGAAUCUCCUGAUCAACGGUCCAAAAUUAUCCAAGACCUCAUCAAAAUUUGUCAAGAAUGGGGUUUCUUCAUUGCGAUUAACCACGGAGUCCCAGAGAGCCUAAUGAAGGCGAUGAUUGAUGCGUGCCAUGGAUUUUUCAGCCUCCCAGACGAAGAGAAGGAGGAGUUCAAAUCCGGAAACGAUGUGCUGGAGAUGUUCAAGUACGGAACCAGCUACAAUCUUGCAUUGGACAAGGUUCUUCUCUGGAGGGACUUCUUCAAGGUGAGAGUACAUCCUGAGUUCUACUCCCUCUACAAACCGGCUUGCUUCAGUGAGGUCUCAAUGGAGUUCAGCAAGAGAACAAGAGAAGUAGCAUUGGAGAUAAUACGCGCAAUAUCAGAAAGCUUGGGAUUGGAGCCCAACUACAUACACGACGCAAUGAACAUGGAUCGCGGCAUACAAAUGCUCGCGGCCAACUACUAUCCGCCUUGCCCUCAGCCAGAACAUGCAAUUGGUAUACCACAUCACACUGAUCAUGGCCUUGUCACUCUGCUCAUCCAGAAUGAGAUGAAUGGCCUCCAGGUUGAACACAACGGCAAAUGGCUCACCGUCAAUGGCCCUGCCAACGGUUUCUUUGUCAACCUAGCUGACCAAAUGCAAAUUCUUACUAAUGGAAAAUACAAGAGUGUGAUGCAUCGGGCCACGGUGAACAACAAAGCUACAAGGAUAUCUAUUGCCGUACCACAUGGACCAUCUGUUGAUACAAUUAUCGCACCGGCGCCGGAGUUGCUGGAAAAAGAAGGCCAAGCUCCGAAAUACAUUGGAAUGAACUAUAAGGAGUAUAUACAGCUUCAGCAAAGCAGCAAGAACUACAUGAAAUCCACCUUUGAUCAUAUCCUAGCCUAACUAAUUAAGCAUUAUACAGAGUCCCAUGGCUUUGUCGCACGGCAAAGGAUCUCAACCACAUUGAAAGAGCUGCAGCUUCCUUUUAGUUUCUUUUUCUUCGAACUGUUUUUGGUCAAAAUUUCUCUUCUUUUUUCUGAAUGAUCAUGUCAUGUUCAGUGUCUGAUGCGUUAUUAGCACCAAACUGCUUUGUGGUUCAAUAAUAUUUGGAAGGAUAACAUAUUUGCAGA